This is a messenger RNA of Glycine soja, 1629 nucleotides long. Its product is annotated as F-box protein At1g67340-like. Lineage: Eukaryota; Viridiplantae; Streptophyta; Magnoliopsida; Fabales; Fabaceae. Gene Ontology annotation, molecular function: protein binding. The coding region runs from base 219 to 1307 and encodes 362 amino acids. The transcript is spliced from 3 exons. The record is from RefSeq and is a predicted model, not a curated record.
UGAUUCAUUACCCUCUCCUCUCAUCUCAACUCUCCUAUCUAUGUAACUUCCCACUUUGCGUUUACCCUUUUUACUUUAUCUCUCUCUCUCUCUCAUUCAUUUACAAGUUCCAAGUUCAGAGUUCCAUUACACAACACAACACACACCUAUUUGUAGUUGUAGACAAGACCUAGGAAGCCACAUAAAUAGACCCCAAGAGGUUAACUUUUAGGCAUAUUAUGCGAACGAGGAGACGCCUCUCUUAUCUAAAAACCAUGUCUUGCCGGAAAAGACAAAAGACUUCGCCGGACAAAACCUCCGAUUGCUUCGACUCUCUCCCUGACGACCUCGUCCUCUCUAUCCUCUGCAAGCUCAGCUCCACCGCCACCUCCCCCUCCGAUUUCAUCAGUGUCUUAAUAACGUGCAAGAGACUAAACUCCUUAGGCCUUCACUCUCUUGUCUUAUCAAAAGCUUCCCACAAAACAUUCUCAGUCAAAGCCAAAAACUGGUGCGACUCUCUUCACCGUUUCCUCAAACAUUGUGCCGACGCCGGAAACAUUGAAGCCUGUUACACUCUCGGCUUGAUUCGGUUUUAUUGUUUGCAAAACAGAGGGAGCGGCGCGGCGCUGAUGGCGAAGGCAGCGAUGAACUCUCACGCGCCGGCGCUGUACUCGCUCGCGGUGAUACAGUUCAACGGAAGCGGCGGCACGAAAAACGACAAGGACCUUCGAGCGGGUGUGGCGCUUUGCGCACGCGCGGCUUUCCUCGGUCACAUCGACGCGCUUCGGGAGCUUGGUCAUUGCCUUCAAGACGGUUACGGCGUUAAACAAAACGUAACGGAGGGUCGACGGUUUUUGGUGCAAGCCAACGUGCGUGAACUCGCCGCCGUGCUCUCCGCCGGGAAUAACAAGCGUCCCUGGCUGACGUGGAGCCACCAACCUGUCCCCCACCCGAGGCUCCGGUCGGAAACCGGGUCGGGUUGUCCGCUGUUGAGUGAUUACGGCUGCAACGUUCCGGCGCCGGAGGUUCACCCGGCGAGUCAGUUCAUGUCGGAGUGGUUUGAUAUUCGGGGCGGGUUUCCGAGUGCGGGUAUGAGACUCUGUUCUCAAUCGGGUUGCGGGCGACCCGAGACAAGGAGGCACGAGUUUCGAAGGUGUUCGGUUUGUGGUGUGGUGAACUAUUGCUCACGCGCGUGUCAGGCGCUUGAUUGGAAGUUUCGGCACAAGGCGGAAUGUGCUCCCGUUGAGAGGUGGCUCGAUGACGACGACGAAGAUGUCGCCGGCGAGAAUGACGGCGGAGAUGACGGAGUAAUGAUGGUUGAUAGUUAGAAAACUAGACUAUUUUUACAAACGUUAACGGUGACGGUAAGCCUGCUUGGAAGUUUCGACGGGUAUGAAUCUAUUUUUAACAUGGGGUAAAAUGGGGGGAAAAAUCUCAUUUAUUACCGUGGCUUUGCAAGUGCAACUUCAAUGACAGGGUUUUGCUUCGACCUCUUUUCCUUUUACUUUUACUGUUGUAUAGAACCGUAAAUUAAUUCUCCUGAAAAACAAAAUGAAGGGGAUAUUUUUUAUUAUAGAGCAACUAUCAUCCUUAAUUAAUUGUUAAUUCUGCAAAAUUAAAAUAUAUGAACUUUUUAUGUUUGUUAAUUCU